This is a messenger RNA of Salmo salar (Atlantic salmon), 1826 nucleotides long. RefSeq lists its product as uncharacterized. NCBI's taxonomy places the organism in Eukaryota, Metazoa, Chordata, Actinopteri, Salmoniformes, Salmonidae. The record is from RefSeq and is a predicted model, not a curated record.
AUUUACGCACUCUCAACGAGAGCGUAGCCAAACGCCCUUUCCGAAUGCUCACGACAAAACGUCUACUGCAAUGUAUUCACAACAGAGACUUUUGUGUGAGCAUAGAUCUAAAGGACGCGUAUUUUCAUGUGCCGGUACUUCCGCGUCACAGGAAAUUUCUGCGUUUCGCCUUUCAAGGGGUGGCGUACGAGUAUACGAGAAUGCCAUUCGGGUACGCUCUGGCACCUCGCACGUUUUCCAAAUGUGUAGAGACGGCAUUGGAGCCGCUACGCCGUCAGGGGAUAAGGCUAUUAGCCUACCUAGACGACCUACUGGUCUUGGCCACGUCAGCAGAGCUGGCGAUCACACACACGACACAGACAGUGAUUCACCUCACACGUCUGGGGUUCGCUGUGAAUUGGAAAAAGAGUGCGCCUUGGCCCAGUCAGCAGAUUGUCUAUCUGGGGUUACAGAUAGACACUGUGACUAUGAGGGCGCGAAUUUCGGAUUCUCGACGGGCUGCCCUGUUGCUAGCCCUGAGAAAGUUUUAUCCGAAUCACAUGGUGACGGCGCAUUCCGUCAUGACACUUUUGGGUCUCAUGUCGUCUGCCCACUCCGUGGUUCCGCUGGGACUUUUGCACAUGCGCAAAACACAGCGAUGGUUUGCUCAACUACGACUGGACCCAGUGAGGCACCGUCGUCGAUGGGUGACAGUUCCCCUCUCGCUCAGAGCGGAUCUGAACUAUUGGAGAGACCCGUGCGUAAUGACGCAAGGGGUCGCAAUAGGCAGAGUGUCAUCCUACAUCCCAGUGUACACAGAUGCUUGUCUGACUGGAUGGGGAGGGACAUGUCAGGCUCGGGCAGUCGGAGGUGUGUGGUCCCAAUCGGGACGUCACAUCAACCUCCUGGAAUUGGAAACGGUUCUACUGGUUCUGACCCACUUCGUGUCCACCCUACGGGGGAACGACGUGCUGGUCUGGUCAGACAACAGAACGACAGUAGCCUACAUAAAUCGCCAAGGGGGAGUCAGAUCUCCUGCACUCCACCGAUUGGCGGAGGAAUUGUGGCUGUGGGCUCACGAGCACCUUCGCUCGUUGACAGCAGCACACAUCCCAGGCUGUCAGAAUAUCGGCGCAGACCUCAUGUCUCGAGGGGGUCCCCGAGACGACGAGUGGCGACUGCACCCCGAGAUUGUUCUCCAAAUAUGGGAACGGUUCGGGAGAGCCGAGGUGGACCUGUUCGCAUCACGUGUGAACGCGCAGUGUCCCCUAUGGUUUUCUCUACGAGCCCAGGACGAACCGCCACUAGGGAUAGACGCUUUUGCGCACCAGUGGCCAGAGGUUCUCCUGUACGCAUUUCCACCGCUGUCCUGCAUUCUCCCACUGCUAGCCCGCGUGAGAACAGGAGGGCUGUCAAUCAUAUUGAUAGCCCCCGACCGCCCAGGGGCUCCGUGGUACGCGGAGAUGAUGCAAAUGUUGAUUGCGCCGUCAUGGCCAAUUCCACAUCGACAGGACGCAAUGUCUCAGGCGGCAGGCAUGAUAGAGCAAUGGCCUCUGAUCGGCCAGCCACUGAAGGUCUGGCUCCUGAGAGGGACAGGUUAGAGCGCCGUGGGUUAUCUGAUUCGGUAAUCAGAACCAUACAGGGCUCACGUGCCAGUUCCACAUACAGGACUUAUGCCAGUAGAUGGAACGUGUUUUCACAAUGGUGCGUUACAGAGAAUGUGGACCCCGUGUGCUGUCAGGUUGAGAGUGUGCUCUCUUUCCUACAGUUCAUGUUUGACAAGCAGCGCUCACCCGCCACCAUUAAGGUGUUCGCGGCAGCGAUUUCAGCUUGUCAUGAGGGGUUUG